UUGCAAACCCUAACCCCAAAUCCCAAAUCUCAAUUCCCAAUUCACAAUUCACAAUUCUAAUUUCUCUUCCAAUCUUCCACGCACCGAGCCACCAAAGCAGCCGUCUGACGCAGGACUUGGACGAUCAACGAGGCGACGACGGUUUGAAUCUCAGGCGACGGCGACAACAGCAACAUCCAACAGCCAUAGUUUGAGUAGGUGAUUUUGAUCUGCCGAAAAGGAAGAGGAAGAGAAGGAAGAGGAGGAGAGAAGAAAGAGAGAAUCUGAGGAUGUUUUUCCACAUAGUGUUAGAACGGAAAAUGCAACUCCAUCCUCGUCACUUUGGCCGCGACCUUCGUGACAAGCUCGUAUCCAAGCUCAUGAAAGACGUUGAGGGAACUUGCAGUGGACGACACGGUUUCAUAGUAGCAAUUACUGGCAUCGAGAGCGUCGGAAAAGGUCUCAUUCGCGACGGUACGGGGUUCGUCACUUUUCCAGUGAAGUAUCAGUGCGUUGUGUUUCGGCCUUUCAAAGGGGAGAUUCUAGAAGCUGUUGUUACUAUGGUGAACAAGAUGGGGUUCUUCGCCGAAGCAGGGCCUGUACAGAUUUUUGUCUCUAAUCAUUUAAUACCAGAUGACAUGGAGUUUCAGUCUGGAGAUGCGCCAAACUACACAACAUCUGAUGGAUCGGUUAAAAUUCAGAAGGAUAGUGAAGUACGACUAAAGAUCAUUGGAACUCGUGUUGAUGCUACAGAAAUCUUCUGCAUUGGUACAAUUAAGGAUGAUUUCUUGGGUGUCAUCAGUGAUCCCGGAGCAGCUGUCUGAUAAACACAAUUUCAGAUUCUUGGCCAUAGUUGGUGAUGCUGUAUUGAUUUUCUUGUACGAGGAUAAAUGGACUGUUUAUAGAAGACCACCUGGAACUCGAGCUGAAGGCUUUUUAUUUUUUUUUUUAUUUUUUUUUUUCAGUGAUACCGGAGCAACUGUCUGAUAAGCACAAUUUCAGAUCCUUGGCCAUAGUUGGUGAUGCUGUAUUGAUUUUCUUGUACAAGGAUAAAUGGACUGUUUAUGGAAGACCACCUGGAGCUCGAGCUGAAGCUCUUUUUUUUUUUGGUCUAGAAGUCUUGUACGCCGCUGCUAUGCAAUUUGGAGUUAUGUCGUUGUCUUAGAAGUUUGAUUUAAUUCCAAAUAUAUUUUAAUAUAGUUAAUGAUAACAUAUUUCUAAAUUGCAUUUAUUAUUGGUUUUGGAAAGUGGGCAAAAUUCACAAUUUAUAUAUUGAAUAUUCACAACUAAA
This is a messenger RNA of Ipomoea triloba (trilobed morning glory), 1270 nucleotides long. RefSeq names its product DNA-directed RNA polymerase II subunit RPB7. Gene Ontology annotation, cellular component: RNA polymerase II, core complex; P-body. The record is from RefSeq and is a predicted model, not a curated record. Gene Ontology annotation, biological process: positive regulation of nuclear-transcribed mRNA poly(A) tail shortening; positive regulation of translational initiation; DNA-templated transcription. Lineage: Eukaryota; Viridiplantae; Streptophyta; Magnoliopsida; Solanales; Convolvulaceae. The transcript is spliced from 7 exons. The coding region runs from base 270 to 803 and encodes 177 amino acids. Gene Ontology annotation, molecular function: single-stranded RNA binding; translation initiation factor binding; single-stranded DNA binding.